AUGGGGGGGCCCCUCAGCGAGCACACCAACACACCAGGGCCCCUCAGCGAGCACACCAACACACCAGGGCCCCUCAGCGAGCACACCAACACACCAGGGCCCUUGAUUGAGCACACCAACACACCAGGGCCCCUCAGCGAGCACACCAACACACCAGGGCCCUUGAUUGAGCACACCAACACACCAGGGCCCCUCAGCGAGCACACCAACACACCAGGGCCCUUGAUUGAGCACACCAACACACCAGGGCCCCUCACCGAGCAUAUUACCACAUCAGGGCCCCGGAACCAGCAUAUUUACCCUCCAGAGCCCCUCAACAAGCAUACGAAAACACCGGAGCCCCAGAACAAGCAUUACACCUCACAAGAGCCCCGGAGUGAGGAUAGUAGCACAGGGGGGCCCCGCAACAAGUAUAAUGUCACGCCAGGCCCCGAUGAAGCCUAG
This is a messenger RNA of Eriocheir sinensis (Chinese mitten crab), 444 nucleotides long. RefSeq names its product variable charge X-linked protein 3B-like. The record is from RefSeq and is a predicted model, not a curated record. The transcript has 2 exons. Lineage: Eukaryota; Metazoa; Arthropoda; Malacostraca; Decapoda; Varunidae. The coding region runs from base 1 to 444 and encodes 147 amino acids.